Lasiodiplodia theobromae is the source of this 1749-nucleotide messenger RNA. RefSeq names its product ATPAse AAA+ type core protein. Gene Ontology annotation, biological process: mitochondrial respiratory chain complex III assembly; protein insertion into mitochondrial inner membrane from matrix. Gene Ontology annotation, cellular component: mitochondrial inner membrane. NCBI's taxonomy places the organism in Eukaryota, Fungi, Ascomycota, Dothideomycetes, Botryosphaeriales, Botryosphaeriaceae. The record is from RefSeq and is a predicted model, not a curated record. The transcript has a single exon. The coding region runs from base 1 to 1749 and encodes 582 amino acids. Gene Ontology annotation, molecular function: ATP hydrolysis activity; ATP binding.
AUGGGCCUGAAAAAGUUUAGCGCUGUCCGGGACUUUCCAGGUGAACCCCUCAAUGGCACCGCUACGAACCUUACCGAGCUUCCCAGCAACAUCUUGGAAGCAUUCAUUCCAGGCUACAGUCUAAUAUCAAGAUUCAUCCUCGACGCAUUCGGAUUUGAUAUCAGUUUAGUCGUUUCCGUUGGCCUUCUGGCUUUUGCAGUCGUUACAUCCGUUACAUACGUUUGGGACAAGGCCUUUUCUUUAUUCCAGGACUCUUACAUGUCUAAUGUUUACAUUGACGACUCAGAUGAUCUUUACGACUCUGUCCUGGAGUGGAUUGCCGAUCAGCGCAUGUCCAAAGUUUCUAGAUCCAUCAAAGCAGUAACCCGCUAUGGCAUGUCCCAUGUGGAAGCUGAGGAGGCUAGUGACGGCGCUAUGGACGAGCAGGGAAUCUUCAACUAUGGAAAGUGGUCCGCCAAAAUCCCGCCUCGCUAUGAGCCGUACUUUGGCAGUCACCACUUCUGGCAUGGUGGUCGACUGUUCAUGUUCGAUCGAUCCCGCCGAGAAGUGGCGCCCAAUCCAUUUCAACCAAGCCGCAGAGAUGAAGAGCUCAUCAAGCUUUCUUGCAUCGGCCGCAGCACCCUGCCUAUCAAGUCCCUCUUAGAUCACGUCAAAUUUUGGUCGAUUGACAAGGAGACGGCAAUGACGGUCAUCCGCCGUCCAGCGAGCAAGGAUCGGUCAAGAUACGCUGGUGCCUGGGAUCGCCUUAGGGCGAAACCCUCUCGUCCAAUGGACACCGUUGCUCUGGAUCCUGCUCAGAAGGAGAAGAUCAUUGCCGAUAUAAACGAAUAUUUGCACCCGUCCAGCCCACGCUGGUAUGCUACGCGGGGUAUCCCCUACCGUCGAGGCUACCUCUUCCAUGGCCCCCCCGGAGUUGGCAAGACCAGCUUGGCGUACGCUCUCGCCGGUAUUUUCGGUCUCGAUAUCUACAACAUUUCCUUGCUCGAGCCGACCCUGACCGAGUCUGACCUGAACCGUCUGUUCAACAAUCUCCCCCAGCGCUGCAUCGUUCUCCUUGAAGACAUCGACAGCGCCGGCCUUCUCCGCGACGAAAAGAGCGAUCAGGACGACGCCGCGGACCCAAACAAAAAGAAGGAAGAGUUUAGCGCAGAGACGCUAGCCAAGGCGCUCACGACUGCCAACCGCAAGCAGAAACAAGCCGACGAGACCAAGCAAGGCAUCUCCCUCUCAGGCCUUCUGAAUGCCAUUGACGGCGUUGCUACUCACGAAGGCCGCGUCCUCGUCAUGACUACCAACCACCCGGAGAAGCUAGAUGAUGCGCUCAUCCGGCCCGGUCGUGUGGACAUGCAGGUCGAGUUCAGCCUGGCCACACACGAGCAGAUGCGCGACAUCUUCAUCCGCAUGUACUCACCUGACGAAGACAACCAAUCGUCCCAACCCAUCCGCCGCCGGGUCACCAACAAUGUGCACAAACAGCCUAAGCUCAACGGCGCGGCUAAUGGCGAAAGUAUCAAGCCAAAGCUUCCCGUCUCCGUUUCGCUUCCUGCCCUGUCGAAAGACGAGCUCCGCCACAUGGCGGACAAAUUCGCAGAAUUUAUGCCGGAGGGCAAGCUGUCGCCGGCUGAGGUACAGAAUUUCUUGCUCACGCGUAAGAAAGAGCCGGAGCGGGCGUUGGAGGAGGUGGAAGGGUGGUGUAAAGCAUUGUUGGAUGCGAAGGAGAGGAAGGAGAAGGUUGUUAGGGUACAGUGA